Molecule: messenger RNA, 4380 nt
Organism: Penicillium concentricum
Lineage: Eukaryota; Fungi; Ascomycota; Eurotiomycetes; Eurotiales; Aspergillaceae
Product: RNA dependent RNA polymerase
Exons: 1
Coding region: 1-4380 (1459 amino acids)
Biological process (GO): siRNA processing
Cellular component (GO): nuclear RNA-directed RNA polymerase complex
Molecular function (GO): RNA-directed RNA polymerase activity
Source: RefSeq, a predicted model, not a curated record
AUGGAGCAUCCCACUACCCCAAAACAUCAAAAAGAUGAUUUCCGCACUUUUAUUACAAAAGUGAACAUCAAAUUUGGUCUCGAGAUUCCCCUCCCUGGAAUUGAGUCCCCUUCUGCUCGAGCGAGAAACACCAGCCUCCCUAGUCAGAUCUACAAGCAUAUUCGCCCACUUUUCUUCAAUAACAAGGUCGACAAGAGAAGUCUGAUUAACAACCUCGAGGAAUGGGUCCGCGGGAACCUGCCGUCGGCCGGCCAGAUCCAAGCCCAGAACCCUGUCUAUCGAACCAAUGCAGCCCGCCGGGCAAACCAACGGCACCAGAGCGAGGAACCCGAGGUCCCGCUCUCGCUCACCGGCCCUGAGAAGGAUAUGUGCAUGAAACACCUGUUGAACCUCAUGGAGGAUGAAGAAUAUCUUUUGGCGAAUGGUCGUGUUGCAAACACGAAGAAAAGGUUAGCUGCUCAUUCUUUUGGGGAUGCCAAGGUCUUAUCACCAAAGAGACAAAGGUUUGAUGAUGAAGAUGAAGACGAAAACGAAAACUUCCACACCGCACCAAAUUCCCCAGUGAAGGGUUCUGUGUUGGCUCAGUCCCCUUUGGGGAAGAAUGGGGAUGGAGGGUUGCAAUUUCCCGAGAUGGUACAAGCAGCCUUUCGAGGGUCUCGAAGGAGUUCUGGGGCUACGAGCUUGCCAGUCAAUAGCCAUCGGGCGAUUCAGUCUCCUACGCCGGGGUCGGUAGCAAUUGCGCCGCCAGCAAAAAGUCAAGUUCGCCCAUCAACCGGAAGAAGCGAUGGACCCAUUCAGUCGUCUGAAAAGAACCAAGAGGCCGUCCGUUCGCCGGCGAAGUAUUCGGCGACGUUUCCUCCGCCAGCAAAGCCACAACCAGCACAGGACCAAGGGUUCAACCAAUCAAUCCCUAGGAAAGUGGUCGCUAAACAACCACCUAAGCCUCAAGGCAAUAUUCUCCCUUCGACAAGGAGCUCGACGAGCACUUCGUUGCCAGCGAAGAAUUCAGGGGUCGCCCAAUCACCCGCGAGGAACCCUGUAUCUGUCCAAUCGUCAUCCAAACCCCCCAAAUCGGUCAGAUCACCCUCCCAAUCGCCGUUGAGACAGAUGGAUCUUCGAUCGUUUGGCUUUGGCAACAGCCCCGGCAAAGAAACCUCUCCUGCCCAGGAAGAUGUUGAGUUCAAGAAGCCUACUUUAUUUGAGAAGCUUAGCGCGGCAUCCGAUGAAUCCAAGCGCAAUAGUAUGACUAGUAUGACUCAGUCAUUCAAUGCCAGCUUUCCGACGACGGUCACUUCGUCACUCUUUAUGUCUCGCGAUGCUAGCAUGGGGCAAUCAUUCGAUUCGGUCAUGACAGACAUGACCGAGCCAAUGGAUACCCAAUCAACGUAUGCAGACUCGGUCGUCGGGUACAUGGCUAGCGUAAAGAUGCUAAGAAGCGUAGACGCUGCUGCUAUCUCCAUGAUGGUAAAUGGUGACCCCGUUGAAACGAAGUAUUCUCUCAAACAGGAGUUCAUUGAUGAACUCCUCUCCUACGGCCCGUUUUCGGUAGAAGAAUCCUUCUCGGCGACAAUUCCAUUGCGAUUCCGAUACGAGCUGGAACGAAUUGGACGUGCGUGGGGUAUCCCCUUCAAGCAAAUACUCGUCGGCGAUCGUGUUAGCUUCAACACUCAAGAUGAUUUCUGGUCAUGGGUCAGCGGGCUUGGUCGACGUUAUGACCGGCCGUUGCCAGAGAGAUCGCCCCGUCGGGCCUGGGAUGCUGCUGUUGGUGAUUUCAAAUCAGAUAAGCACUCGGAGGUGGUGGUGCUGUCGGGAGACUUGGACUGGUGUGAUGAGUCUGAGCCGGGUAUUUUCAAAUUGAAACUCAACCCGCUCAAGCCAGAGCGGACAUGUCGCUUUCAUCGAAGGUUUGGAUCGGAUAGAUUCUUGACUCUUACUGUUCCAGCCCCGGAUCGGCCUCCCAGCCAUCAGAAACAACCUUCCUAUCCAUCUGUCUUUCGCGAGAGUGUUGCUUCCUGGCUCACACGGAAUGAUCAUCAUUGUCUCGGACGGACGUGGCGAGCAUUCUAUGUCGAAGAAGUAAAAACCAAGCGAAAGGCCAAGGGUGAACCUCGCUUUCGUGUCGAGCUCUUCGCCAUUGAUGGCAACGACUUUGAUCAUGGACAGCGGUUGCCACCGCUGGUGGCCCCUCCUCGACAGCAAAGUGACAACUAUACUCCGAUGAGCGUAGAUACUUUGCUAGAAUGGCAUAUGCCCAAAACUGCGAAUGCCAAUCAAAGCAACUGCAAGCUCUUCCAACGUAUCUCCCUCGGCUUGUCGAAGACAUUUGCGACGGUUACAGUAAAGCCAACGCAAGUGCUUCGUUUGAGAGACGAUCCAACCCGGGCUGUCAUGAAUGACGGAUGUGCUCUGAUAUCGAGGACUCUCGCCAACCAAAUUUGCGACCAACUGGGCAUAACCACCGCAACGCCUAGCUGCUUCCAGGGGAGAAUAGCAGGCGCGAAGGGCCUCUGGAUGGUUGAUUGUCACCAAUCCAGUAUCGCUACCAUGAAUGAAGAUGAUAUCUGGAUUCAGAUCUCGGACUCGCAGUUGAAAAUCCACCCUCAUCCACAGGAAUGGGUUGACCCGAUUGACGAUGAAAAGUUGACGUUUGAAGUAGUCAACUGGGCUAAGCCACUGCACCCUGUUGACCUUGAUAUCCAACUUCUUGCAAUUCUGGAACAUGGAGGAAACGUGAAGGAGUAUAUUGCCAAGCUCACGCGUGAUGGUGUGCAGAGUCUAUACGACGACUUCCUUGAGGUUCUUCGAUCAAAUAGCCCCGUGGUUUGUCGAGCCCUGCUUCAGAAGCUCAGACCCUCCGGUGAGGAUGGAACUGGCAAAGCACGACGAAUGGAGCAGUGGGUGACCAGUGAUGCUGAGUCCAUCAUCCGUUUCUCGGAGGCUGGCUUUGCCCCACGCGACUUUUUCCCGCUCCGGUUGAAAAUCCGCCAAUAUCUGACAUGGCUUCUUGAGCGACAUGUCGAAGAGCUCAAAAUUCAGGUCCCUCUUUCAACCUAUGCGUACUGCAUUGCGGAUCCAUAUGGAGUUCUCGGACCGGAUGAAGUUCACUUUGGCUUCUCCAAUAAUUGUCGGGAUCCACAGGGCCACUUUGAAGACAACCUCCUUGAUGGAGUAGAUGUUCUCGUGGGCCGACUUCCUGCCCAUUUACCGUCUGAUAUUCAACGGCGCAGAGCCGUAUGGAAGGCUAAACUGCGUCAUUUUAAAGAUGUGAUUGUCUUUCCCACUACAGGAAACUUUCCUCUAGCCGGUAUGCUAUCUGGGGGAGAUUACGAUGGUGACACGCCGUGGAUUUGCUGGGAUUCAAUGAUUGUCGAGAAGUUUCACAAUUCUCCAAUGCCCGCCCAUGAAUAUCCUGCAGAGCAUUACGGGCUCAGCAAGCACUCCGUCCCGAUGGCCUCGCUGAAGUCGACAGAACACUUCUUGGAAAGUGUGUUCGCUUUCAACCUCAAUCUUUCAAGCCUGGGUCGAUGUACCGUUGAGCAUGAGAAACUGGCAUACGAUGAGUCAGUCGACUCUCCGAAAGCGAAAGAGCUGGCCUGUCUCUUGGGUCAUCUUGUGGAUGGUCGGAAAGGUGGAGUUCACCUUUCAGAGCAAGCCUGGAAAGAAUAUCGCAAGACCGUCAGCCCUAGGCAACGUGCGCUUCCCGCGUAUCGGGACACAGACCGCAAGUACAACCCGUCGAACAUUGUCGACUUCCUCAAGUUUAAGGUCGCACGGUCGGAGCUUCGCAGAAUUCUCUCAGGUCUCAACGAGGCAUUCCCCGAGAACGAUAUCCAGAAUCAGCUCGACAAUGAUCUUAUUCGUCCAUGGAGUGAAGCCGAAGAAGCAUCGAAGAGCAAUUCUGAACACACUCAAGAGUUAAAAGACACACUCGCUGAAGUUCGAAAGUCGAUAGAGGAUCUAUACAAGCAGUGGAACCAAGGACACCCUGCUUCUACGGGCGACGAUUUCUCUGCCAUAUCACGUCAAGCUGCCGAGAAUGCGGGUGCACUCGCUCCUCCCAGCUCGGGCAAUCAUCCGCUCAUCCAUACUUGGCAAAACAGCCGCAAUGAGUGGCGACGGUUGAUAGCUUCGUAUGGCUACCGUCGAUGUCCGAACUCUCGGUUUAUUCUCCACGCCUUUGGGGAGACAUUGUGCGAGAUCAAGGCGUCUGUCUCGCCAUCUCGCCUUGUGACUAAUGAAGUGAUCGCCUGCUACCGAGUGAAUCAGAAAAUGGUGGCACAUCUCACGGCCAAUGAAUUGCCUGUGGAUGGGGUUGACGAUGCAGAGGAAUAUGAAGAGUAUGAAGACGGAGAAGCCAUUGAAGCCAUGCUAUCCUUUUAG